AUGUCUCGCGUCGCCGCGCCGAGUUUCACGGCGUCUCGCGCCCUGAGCGCACGGUACGGCGGCGAAAAGAUCAAUACGAAAUGCUCGCUGCGCGCGUAUCCUCGACGCUCGGGUCGCAUCACGGCGCGCGCGGAGGGUUUCGGGGACGCUCGAGAGAAUCCAGCGGCGGGAUUGAAGGCGCCGAGCACGCCGGAGUCCCCUCGGGGGCAGCAGCUGGCGUACAUAUUGCGAACGUCGCCGGAAAUGUUUGAGAGCGCGGUGGACUCGCAGCUCGACGCGCUCGUUCGGGAGAUUGAGGAAGAGGGCGCGCGCGCGGGAGAGUCGAGCGAACAGUUGGUGCUGUAUAAGCGCAUCGCAGAUGUUCGAGCGUUGGAGCGAAGGAACGGAUUGGAGGACAUUAUGUACACUAGCAUCAUUCAAAAGUUUCUGAGCGUCGGAGUAGAUAUGCUUCCGCCGCUGGACGAGACGACGAUGCUCAAGGGGAUUGAUCUGAAUCGAUUGACGGACGGAGUGCAUAGUAAGGAGGCGUUAGAAAUGGUACGCGAACAUCUCAUGGCGGUCUUGGGAGGCGCAGGGGAGAACGCGUACUCGUCACAGCUUGUGCGCAUGUCCAAGCUCCAGGCGGCGCAAGUGUACGCAGCGUCCAUCAUGUUUGGAUAUUUUAUCACGCGCGCUGACAAGAGAUUUCAGCUCGACCGCGCGAUGGGGACACUACCUCUCGACCCGAUGGAGAGCGCCAAGGCAUUGGAACGUUUGUUCAACAGCGCGAGUGCGAUGGACUCCAUCGACGAGGCAGACGCGGCGCCGGAAAACUUUGGGGGCGCGGAUUUUGACAUGUUCGCCGAUUCCCCGAACGCGAACGCUGGAGCGAGCAAGUCGAGGAGCAAAAUGACUCUCAAACAGUAUAUUCAAAAUUUCGACCAGAUGACGCUGGCGCAAACUGCAAGAAUCGUCUCGAUGGAGGGGGUAAUGGUGGCGGAGCGCCAAACGGGGGCGCUCUUCGGCUCCAUCGAAGAGCUCCAACGCGAGAUGCAGGACGCCGUGGGAAUGAACGCAGUGACCCCGGAGGAGCUCAUGGAUGCGGUUAAUGACGCCGUGUCGAGCAAGAAGGUUCAAACUCUCACCCUAGCGUACGCAUCCCAGAGACGUCUCGUGUUGGAGGCUGUCGCGUUUGGCAACUUUUUGCGCCAGUCUGAGACGUACAUUGACGGAUACAACGCCAAGUUGUUGACGCCCACGCCCAAGGGUCCGACAGGCCCGCCCGGUGCGUCGCUUCGUAACCCAGAUGACGACGAUGAUGGCGGGAACGGCGGCGGAAACGUUCCAGCAUAA
Ostreococcus tauri is the source of this 1332-nucleotide messenger RNA. RefSeq names its product Protein of unknown function DUF760. Bases 1 to 1332 code for a protein of 443 amino acids. The record is from RefSeq and is a predicted model, not a curated record. The transcript has a single exon. NCBI's taxonomy places the organism in Eukaryota, Viridiplantae, Chlorophyta, Mamiellophyceae, Mamiellales, Bathycoccaceae.